AUGGAAGGGCGGUCUCUCAGUGGAUCAAUUCAGCUGUCCAGUUUGUCUGGACACAGUUUCUGUAAGGUGUGCAUUAAUAGCUGCUGGGAUCAGGAGGAUCUGAAGGGGGUUUAUAGCUGCCCUCAGUGCAGACGCUCCUUCACUCAGAGGCCUGUUGUGGGUAAAAACACCAUGCUGGCUGAAGUGGUGGAGAAACUGAAGAAGACGGAGCUCCACACUGCUUCUCCUGCUGGACCUGGAGAUGUGGAGUGUGAUUUCUGCACUGGGAGAAAACUCAAAGCCCUCAAAUCCUGCCUGGUGUGUCUGGCCUCUUACUGUGAAACUCACCUCCAGCCUCAUUAUCAGUCUCCUGCCUUUAAGAAGCACAAACUGGUCAAAGCCUCCAGACGCCUCCAGGAGCAGAUCUGCUCUGAACAUGAGAAACUGCUGGAGGUUUACUGUCGCACUGACCAGCAGUGUAUCUGCAUGCUGUGUAUCAAGGAUGACCACAAAGGACACGAUACAGUAUCAGUUGCAGCAGAACGAGCUGAGAAACAGGGUGGGAUGGCCUUCAGCCAGCGCCGCGGUCGCGCUGGCGUAAAUCUACCUGUAUUGUUCACUGCGAUGCUCAGCCCCAAGCAGCCUGACAUCAUAAGGAUGAACAUCCAGGCUUGA
This is a messenger RNA of Colossoma macropomum (tambaqui), 654 nucleotides long. Its product is annotated as E3 ubiquitin/ISG15 ligase TRIM25-like. The transcript is spliced from 3 exons. Gene Ontology annotation, molecular function: zinc ion binding. Bases 1 to 654 code for a protein of 217 amino acids. The record is from RefSeq and is a predicted model, not a curated record. Lineage: Eukaryota; Metazoa; Chordata; Actinopteri; Characiformes; Serrasalmidae.